Dictyostelium discoideum AX4 is the source of this 3099-nucleotide messenger RNA. RefSeq names its product transmembrane protein. The record is from RefSeq and is a predicted model, not a curated record. Lineage: Eukaryota; Evosea; Eumycetozoa; Dictyosteliales; Dictyosteliaceae. The coding region runs from base 1 to 3099 and encodes 1032 amino acids. The transcript is spliced from 3 exons.
AUGGUUUUUAUUUUUUCAUACUUUAAUUAUUUUUGUAUUAAUUAUAGGCUCUUUUUAAAAGAAAGAGAUAACAAAAGAAGAUAUUAUUUUAGAAUGAAAAAUUUAAUAUUAAUAUUUUUUAUUUUUUUAUUUAUUUCAAAUGUAUAUUCAUAUGUAUCAACAUGUAAUGGACCUGAUUCAUAUACAGCAAAUUUAAAACCAUGGAGUUAUGGAAGUAGUUGGAUUUCAGGUAAAAUUCCAGUAACUGGAGAUAAAGUAGAAAUUCCAUCAGGAUAUAGUAUAUUAUUAGAUGUAUCAACACCAAGAUUAACCCAAAUUUGGAUUCAAAGUGGUGGUCAAUUAGUUAUUAGUUCAAAACAUGGACCAUUGGAAAUUAUAACCGAUGGUAUAUUAAUUGAAGGUAGAAUGGAUGUUGGUGAUGAAAAUUGUAAAUUUAAUGAAUCAUUUACAGUUACACUUACUGGUAUUGAAGGACAAGGAUAUAUUGAAAAAAAGAGUGAUAUGCUCCAAAAGUAUAUUGGUGUUUUACCAGGUGGUUCAUUGGAAGUUCAUGGUUAUCUUAGUUAUCCAAUUCCAACAUGGACUAAAUUAAAUAAAACAAUCACUGGUGGAAGUACAAUGAUUAUUAAUGUUGCCGAUGACGUUAGUAUGUGGCCAGUUGGCUCAACAAUUGUAUUGGGUAGUACCGAUUUUGAUAUGUACCAAUCUGAAGAGGUUAUAACUCUUUCAUGUCCAGAAUGUUCGGCUUAUCAAUUGAAAAUCAAUGGUUCAAAAUAUUAUCAUUUUGGUGCAAUCACUUUUGGCGUCGAUGAAAGGGCCGAAGUGGGUCUAUUAACUAAAAAUAUUGUAGUACGUGGUGAAAUGCAGCCAACUUGUAACGGUUCAAGAAUUUGCGAUUAUUUCAAUUUCGAUGGGUUUGGUGGACAUAUUAAAUUUGUUAAAGGCUUUGCAAAUGGUCAUCUCGAGGGUAUGGAAGUCUACAAUAUGGGUCAAACCUAUAAUGUUGGUUAUUAUCCAAUUCAUUUUCAUAUGUGUGGUGAUGUAGAUACAGGUUCCUAUGCAAAUUGGCCAAGCUAUGUAAAAGAUGUUUCAAUUCAUCAUACAAAGUCAAGAUGUUUAACAAUUCAUGGUACAAGUGGUUUGGUUGUAGUGAAUAACUUUGCCUAUGAUCAUUAUGGACAUUGUUAUUUCUUUGAGGACGGUAGUGAACAAAGAAAUUAUUUAGAUUCAAAUGUUGGUUUAGUAACUCGUUAUGGUUACCUUUUACCAUCAGAUAGAGAUGGAGAUGUUUGUAUCUUUGCCAAUCCAACCGAUUACAAUGGAAAUGCAAUUGAUAUUGGAACAUGUCAAGCGGUGGCCACUUUUUGGAUUACAAACCCAAAUAAUUAUUUAAAGAAUAACGUUGCUGGUGGUUCUGCAAAUACUGGUUUUUGGUUCCUUUUCCCCGAGGCAGUAAGUGGCAUUUCAUCUUAUAUUUCCGCUUAUGACAAUGUUUAUCCACCAUAUAUUCCAAUUGGUAGUUUUGUAAAUAACAAGGCCCAUUCAAAUGUUUUGCAAGGAAUGAACAUUGAUCAAUCUCAUCAGAUUCAACAACAAAGUGCAGAUUAUCCAAAUCCUCAUCUUUCAAUGACCUAUGGUCGUUAUAAACCAAGAGUUGACCCAACCAAUCCAUCUUCAGCACGUGCAACCUCUUUGAUUUAUCAAUUUACAGCUUAUAAAAAUAAAUGGAGAGGUUUAUGGGCUAGAGGAGGUGAUCUUGUUUUCCAUUCAUGUAUUUUCUCAGAGAAUGCAAUCGGUGCAACUUUAGCAGCAGAGGGUGUAAUGCAAGCAGAUAUGGGUUCAACUCAACAAUGUAUUGGUUGUACUUUUAUUUUGGAAACAGAGAAUGUUGGUCAAGCAACAAAUGGUUUAAAUACCUAUGGUGGUGUUACACUUCCAGCCUACUAUCAAUUCAGUCAAAGAGGUAUUGAAAUUUAUGAUGGUCCUGUUAUACUUCAAUAUUGUACCUUUAUUGGAUUCAAUACCGAUGGAUCAAGAAAUACAAGUGCAAUUGGUUGGUUCCUUUAUGAUGAUUGGAUUUUCUCUACCACAAAUCAAUUGAUUGGUUCAACUUUUAUUAAUUCAAAUCUACGUGUAUUAAAUAUACCAUCCAAUUAUGAUGGUGCUAAACAACAAAUUUUCCUUGAUGCCGAUGGUUCAGUCACUGGUACCAAGAAUUCCUAUGUUGUCCCAAGUGUUCCAUACUUUUAUUCAAGUAAAAGUGUUAUAAAUACCGCAUGGAAUAUGUCAAUCUCCACAGAGAAAUUUGCAUCACUCUAUGUCUAUAAUAAAGAUGUCGCAGGUAGUAAUAUACCAGAUUCAGCAGGAAUUAUCAUGGUAAGAGAUGAAUAUUCAUAUUAUCGUCAUAUCCUUCAAGGCGUACCAAAUGGAUCACCAAGAAAUACAUUUUUACCAACAGUUAUGCUUGGAAAGAGUUAUACAAUGCAUUUCCCACAUGCAACACCACCACAUCUUCAAGUUCAAUUAACAAAUUUCGAUCAAAGUGAUCAAGUUAUCGUUGGUAUUUGUUAUCCAACUUGGGGUGUCACUUUUGAAAUCACUAAAAAUGUUAUUAUCAACAAUUGGAAUGCUGUCGUUGAAUCAGUGAAAAUGGUUGACUCAUUGGAUCAAGUUAAAAAUGACACCAAAGGUUUAUCAGCAUACUAUGAUUCAGUGACAGGUUUAUUAUUCUUAAAUGCAAUUCAAGAAAGAACUCGUCAAUGGAAUUAUUUUUGUCCAGAUGUUGGUUGUGAAACUUUUGAUAUCCAAAUAACUGGUUUGGGUGUAAACACAAAUACUGGUUAUUGUUCAAGCUCUUAUCCAAAAUAUUCCAAACUAUCAUUGGCAACAAGAGGUGGUUGUAAUGGUGAUCCAAAUUUAGUAUAUGAUAUAUGUGGCGUUUGUGGUGGUGAUGGUUCAACUUGCGGUGCUACCACAAAUAAAUUGGUAAAUGAAUUGGGUUUAUCAAAUUCAAAUUCUGCAAUUUCAAUUAAUUUAUUACCAUUUAAUUUUAUUUCAAUAACAUUUUUAAUUUUUUCAAUAAUAAUAAUUUUAUUAUAA